Messenger RNA from Panicum hallii, 745 nucleotides. Its product is annotated as egg cell-secreted protein 1.3-like. Bases 187 to 642 code for a protein of 151 amino acids. Gene Ontology annotation, biological process: double fertilization forming a zygote and endosperm. Lineage: Eukaryota; Viridiplantae; Streptophyta; Magnoliopsida; Poales; Poaceae. The transcript has a single exon. The record is from RefSeq and is a predicted model, not a curated record.
CCAUGAAUGUGACCUUUUGAUUUCUGAAACUGAAGCCUUUUCGCUCACUCUGAAGCUAAUUGCGUCUCUUCGCUUGCAUGCCCUUUCAUCUUGUAUAAAUACAGCCGCAAGCCUCGAUGCCCACAGACGUCUCGCAGAUAAUCACCAGCGCAUCGCUAGCUAGCACCACCACCGUCGUCGUCGCCCAUGGCAUUCUCGGGCGUGCCCCUGGCCGUGCUCUCCUGCCUGGCUCUGCUCGCCGCGGCGGGCGCGCGCCGGCCGGAGCCGGCGGCGCCUGGCGUGGCCGGCCUGGCGCAGCGGCUGGAGGGCGAGGGGUCGCAGCAGUGCUGGGAGGCGCUGGUGGACAUCAAGUCGUGCACGGGCGAGAUCAUCCUGUUCCUCCUCAACGGCGAGGCGUACCUGGGGCCCGGGUGCUGCCGCGCCAUCCGCGUCAUCGAGCAGCGCUGCUGGGCCACCGACGCCAUGCUGUCCGCCAUCGGGUUCACCCCCGAGGAGGGGGACAUGCUCAAGGGCUACUGCGACGCGGGCGACGGCGGCGGCUCGCCGCCGCCCCAGCGUGCUGUCGCGGCGGGCGGCGGUGUCGCUGCGCGCGAGAGCGUCGCCGCUGUGGCCGGAAGGAAGAGCGCCUCGGCGCACCGCUGAGCGUGCCGCCGCAGCUCGUGUCCACGCCCAUGCUUGCUGGAGCAGUCGCGGUCAGGUUUCUCGUGAGAUAAAAAGCGUGGGUGGCAGCCGGUGGCGGCAUUCU